CCGGAGAUAGCAGUGUAAUGUCGGUUAUUGAUAGAGCAAGACUAUGGCAGGAGGAGCGAAGAUUAGAAGAACUGGGCAAGAAUAAGAGUGGAUUUGUAGAUCAUGAUUUGAUUGCACACGGUGAUGAGUUAGUUCCAGUAGAGGAGAGAGUUCGAGCUUUCAACACUGGACAAGUUUUGGAGGAAAAUGAGGCAGCAAAGAAGAGAUUUGAUGAAGAAUUUGAGGAGGAACGCAACCGUAGAAUUCGGGAGCAGUCUUUUCCUGCUGAUGCUAAACCACAAACCAUCAUACGAUUGGUGAAUAGACAACAAUAUCCACGCACUCAAACACCAGGUCCUAUGCCCUCCCAAGACUCUCUAGGUGAUACCUUAUCAAAAUUAACAGUGAAGGAGAAGAGCAGUAUAUUUACAAAACGUUCAGGAGGAGGUCGACCAAUCAAAAUGGAUCGGACAGCCAUGCAACGCAGAAAAACACAACCCAUCACCCUCGAUGAUAUUGCCCGUGUCAAUCAAUGCAUUCUCCAAGGUAGCGGAAUUCCUUCAGGUUCGUUGUACAUGUUAUUAAUUCGACUUGAAGACAGAAAGCAGUUUCUUGUUUGCUUGUGGAAGUAUGCAUGGAAUUAUCGAAAACUCAUAUGA
Messenger RNA from Rodentolepis nana, 638 nucleotides. Lineage: Eukaryota; Metazoa; Platyhelminthes; Cestoda; Cyclophyllidea; Hymenolepididae. The record is from the annotation of a GenBank genome assembly.